This is a messenger RNA of Schistosoma margrebowiei, 1005 nucleotides long. Lineage: Eukaryota; Metazoa; Platyhelminthes; Trematoda; Strigeidida; Schistosomatidae. The record is from the annotation of a GenBank genome assembly.
AUGAAGUGCUCAAACCAAAGUCACACCGUGCCACAUAGUACCACUCAACCAAGUCCCAAUCAACAAUGGAUUGUGAACCAGGAGAAUAAAAUAAUUCAGUUGGUCCAAAACAUAAAUAAAAAAAUAAAAAAUGCUGAAAGUGAAAGGGAUUUAAUUUUGAGAAUUAUAGCGCACUUACAAACUCAAGAGGGACUUGCUACUGACAGUAACAAAUAUUCUAGUCAUGAAUCAUAUCCAGUGAACAGAAUUAAGUCCUUAUAUGCUGAAAAUAUGGGGAAGCAAAACUCGUGUGAAAAAGUUGAGCACAAUGACAAAAACGACCUGUGCAAAUUAGGCAAUCUUUCUGAGGGAAUUCAUUCAAAGUGUGUCAGAUGCAAUAAUGCUCCAAACAAUUCUAAACAAUCGCGACGUAAUUCAAAUCCAGUCAGUCCUCCGGAAAAAUGUGAUGCAGUGGAGCUUCAUAACAUUGAAAAAUUUAUUAACGUUGUGCUGAUUCGAAAGCUUCAAACUUUGGCUGAUCAUUGUCGCAAAUCUUUACAAACAUGUUUAUAUCUCCACCAAAAUGGUAGUCUGAAUCCUGCUCACCAACCUGAAACGCCAACUUGGACUAAUGUACCUAAUUUUUUUCCAAGAGGUUGUGCAUGUAUAAAUUCCAGUAUAAAUGAUGGACUACUUAUACGUAAUUCUAAUCGCGAUACAACUGCCACUACCCUUUAUAAAGUCGAAGAGCCAGUCAAAGAUGAACACUCUUGUAAAACUUUAUUGAAUAAUUCGAUUCCAAUGAAUCCAACAUUUAAUUCUAAGUCUCAAAAUUAUCAAGCUAUUGAACGUGGAACAAAUGCUAAACCAUGUAAAAAGAUUUUGAAUACUAAUAAAUUAACAUUUACAAGUAAUAAAUAUUGUAGUGGAAAAUGUUAUCACUGUAAAGAAAAUCAGUUGAGAACACCUGUAAUACGCGAAGUGAUUGACCAUACGGCACCAAUGAGAAAAAUAGAAUGGAGAUAA